UAGUUAGCGCAAGUUCCAACCCGGACUCAUUUUUUCUGACCUCAGGAAGUGAAGCAGUGUAACUGCACUUGCCGGAAGUGCGGUUUCUGCGUUCCAGUCUGAUAUUCAACUUUUCCGCCGCCCGUGAAGCUGGCAACAACAUGCUUCAGAUUCAGCCCCUCCAUUUGGCUGUAAAAAUACAUUAAUCAGAACUGCAUCUUCUGAACAAGACUGUUAAUAGAGACCAAUAUGCUUCACUUCAUCCAGCGAUUUUCUGGAGCAUCUUCAAAGAUGCUGAAGAACUCUUUUACCAUGAGAUGCAGAGCCAACAGAAUAGAUACACUCUCUUCCAAGACAUCUCUUCAGAACUUUUUCCCUUUGUAUCCAAGGACUUGGCUUUCCCCAUCAUUUCAAAUAUGUAUGAGGAAGAUGCAAUGCUAUCAUGCAUCACCAUGCAACUUUAAGAAGCAGCACAAGGAAGUAGUCCGUCCUGCCAGGCCACCAAGUACCAUCACUUUCCUACCUGAGAGUCCGAAGCCAGCAUUAUAUAUAACUCUGGCAGGGCUCAUCCCCUUUAUUGCUCCACCACUUAUCAUGGUCAUAACAAAGACUUAUUUCCCCAUUUUAGCUUUUGCUCAGAUGGCUUAUGGAGCCAGUUUCCUAAUUUUCUUGGGAGGGGUCAGAUGGGGCUUUGCUCUGCCAGAAAAUAGUCCAGCCAAACCAGACUACCUUAAUUUAGGUAGUAGUAUAGGUCCUAUUUUGUUUUCAUGGUCAGCUGUUCUCUUUUCUGAAAGACUCAAUGAAGCCAUAGUCAUGGUAAUAAUAGGUUUAGGGAUAUCAUUACACCUUGAACUUUUCCUUUUACCACAUUAUCCCAACUGGUUCAAAGCCUUGCGGAUAAUAAGCACUUUAGUGGCCUUUCUAUCAUUUAUAGUCACUUUAGUACUUAAAAAUAUUUAUCCAGAGAAAGGGCCCAAGAGACUUGAUCAAGUAGAAAUAUAAAAUUACUUUUUUGGAACUAAUGUACUGACUGUUAAGUCUUGAAAAAUUGCAUUUUAGCAUCAUUUUUUUUUUUUUUUAAAGACAGGGUCUCACUAUGUAUUCCCGACUAGCCUGAAAUUCAUUAUAUUCUAACUUUUUUUUUGGUGUUUUUGAGACAGGGUCUCCCUGAAG
Messenger RNA from Nannospalax galili (Upper Galilee mountains blind mole rat), 1152 nucleotides. It is a transcript of the gene Tmem69, whose product is annotated as transmembrane protein 69. The record is from RefSeq and is a predicted model, not a curated record. The transcript has 3 exons. The coding region runs from base 229 to 981 and encodes 250 amino acids. Lineage: Eukaryota; Metazoa; Chordata; Mammalia; Rodentia; Spalacidae.